GUAUUCUGUUUCUUUUUAGCAGAAUAGACUCCAGGAAUUGGGUUGCGAUAGAAAAGUGUCUCCUGUAGCAGAGCUGACAUCCGAUCUCCACCCAAGGCUGGAGGGCCUCUCGAGGCCUUCCCUUUCCCGUGCAGUAUGCAUGUCUUCAUGCAGCUACAGCUAUUUUUAGAACAUUAUAGCUGAAGCACUCUGAUCUUCUCCACAGAGGACAUCCAGAGCAUUUCCAUCUAAGAUGCUAACCAUUGGAAAGAGUCUUGCUUUGCAACCCCAGCUGACUUCAAAUCUAAGAUCUUCCUGCCUUGGUCCCUUGAAUGCGAAGAUUAUCGAUGUGUGCUGUCAUUCCUCGCCUCCCAGUUUGCUUUCUUUUGUAACAAAAUACCUGCAAUUGAGAAACUUACAAGGGAAGAGGUUGACUUUGGCUCAGCAUCCUGAAGACCGGGAAGUCCAGGAUGUCACUUCUGGUAAGGACCAUAUAGAAUUUCACAAUGUGGUGGAACUCAAGAGGCAUGCGUGGAAGAGAAAGCACAAGAGGUAUCCUUGCUUUGUGACAACCUGUUUCCAUGAGAACCAACCCUGCCCAGUAGGAAAGGCCUUAAUUAGCCUCUCUACAGCCCAGCCAUCCUUAAAGUCUCCCAUCACAAGGCUUCUUCAUCUCCCUCCCUCACUUCUCUCCAUGCAGGACUUGGACCUGGCAGUCAGUGUGUCUUUUAGAAGGAGUCAGACAUCCUUGCUCACACUAGACUUGCUUCAGCUGUUUGGGGCUUCUGUGGAGAACUUUCUUUCCUCAGUCUCAACGAAUUCUUAGUUGGAGCUGACUCCUGUAACAAAAUCUGGAUUAGCCAGAGGAAAUCAGAUGGCUUCCCCCUAUUUUCCUCAGGUGAGAGCCACUAAGGGACGAGUAGUUCUCAAGAAGGUAGCCUUGAAUUUCAGCCUAUCCAGUGUUGCAAUAAACAAGAGUGAAUUC
This is a messenger RNA of Mus musculus (house mouse), 964 nucleotides long. Its product is annotated as predicted gene 5111. The coding region runs from base 233 to 805 and encodes 190 amino acids. Lineage: Eukaryota; Metazoa; Chordata; Mammalia; Rodentia; Muridae. The transcript has 2 exons. The record is from RefSeq and is marked validated.